Messenger RNA from Aspergillus heteromorphus CBS 117.55, 2039 nucleotides. RefSeq names its product sodium:solute symporter family protein. The coding region runs from base 6 to 2039 and encodes 677 amino acids. Lineage: Eukaryota; Fungi; Ascomycota; Eurotiomycetes; Eurotiales; Aspergillaceae. Gene Ontology annotation, cellular component: plasma membrane. Gene Ontology annotation, molecular function: urea transmembrane transporter activity. The record is from RefSeq and is a predicted model, not a curated record. The transcript is spliced from 3 exons. Gene Ontology annotation, biological process: urea transmembrane transport.
CCACCAUGGCGCACGACCUCCAGGUGCUUCCCCCGGGCGCCGGCUACGGCAUCGUGAUCGGCAUCGGGGGCGUCUUCGCGCUGUUCAUGAUGGGCAUCUCGUGGCUGCAGAACCGCUACACGCAGUUCUCGACCCAUCGCGCGGAAGAAUUCAACACGGCGUCCCGCUCCGUCAAGCCGGGUCUCAUAUCCUCGGGCAUCGUGUCCUCGUGGACCUGGUCCGCGACGCUUCUCACCAGCUCCACCUUCGCGUACAGCUACGGCGUAUGCGGACCGAUGUGGUACGGCGCCAUCGGGACCCUCCAGAUCCUGCUCUUCGCCCUCAUCGCCGUGCAGAUCAAGGCGAACGCGCCCGGCGCGCACACCAUGCCGGAGAUCGUCCUCGCGCGGCACGGCCCAAUCGCACACCUCACCUACCUCUACAACGGGCUCGCGACGAACCUGCUCGUCAGCGCCAUCCUCGUCCUCGGCGGCGCCCAGGUCGUCUCCGCCUUAACGGGGAUGAACGUGUACGCGGCCAACUGCCUCAUCUCGGCCGUGGUGGCCGCAUAUGUCAUCGUGGGCGGACUCCGCGCGACCUUCAUCGCAGACUACACGCACACGGUGAUCCUGUUCAUCGCGAUCCUGGUCUUCGGGCUCCUGGUGUCGGCGACGAGCGAUCUGAUCGGCAGCCCGGGGAAGCUGUACGACCUGCUCAAGGAAGCGUCGCGGCAGAUGCCGAUCGCGCGGAACACGGACGGAUCGUAUCUGGCGUUUCGGUCCGUCGGGGGAUUGAUCUUCGCCGUGGAUCUGUUUGUCUCGGGCUUCACGACCGUGUGGCUCGACCAGGCGUAUUGGCAGCGGGCGAUUGCGUCCCGACCCGAGAGUUCGGUGAAGGCGUACCUGCUGGGCGGGAUUGCGUGGUAUGGCAUCCCCUUCGGCUUCGCGACCGCCAUGGGCCUGGGCUGCGCAGCCCUGACCCACAACCCGGCCUUCCCAACAUACCCGAAUCCUUUGACAACCGAGCAAGUGAACGCGGGUCUCUCCGCACCAGCCACCGCGAUCGCACUGAUGGGCAAAGGCGGCGCCGUGCUGAUUCUGAUCCUUCUCUUCAUGGCCGUCACCAGCUCAACGUCGGCAGAACUCAUCGCCGUGUCCUCCCUUCUCACCUUCGACGUUUACAAGACGUACUUCCGCCCGGACACAGACUCCGCAGCCCUGGUCCGCGUCAGCCACUGGGGCAUAGUCCUGUACGCCCUGAUCCUGGCCGCCUUCUGCUCCAUCCUCAACGUCGCCGGACUCAGUCUCACCUGGUUACUGACGGUGCUGGGGGUGAUCGUCGGGGGGGCUGCAGUACCGGUGGGGCUGAUUCUUCUCUGGAAGCCCAUGUCGACGGUCGGAGCGAUUGCCGCGCCGUGGAUCGGGUUCGUGGUGGGGGUAAUCGUGUGGUUUGUGACCUCGUGGAAACGGUCCGGGGGGAUCAGCGUGGCCACGACGGGCGACGUGACGAAUGCCGUGGCGGGGAAUCUGGCGUCGUUCGGGGUGGGGACCAUUGCGGCGGUGGUGCUGAGUCUGGUGUUUCCGGGGAAGCACCCGGUGGAGGAUAUCAUGGAGACAGAGGCGACGAAAGGACGUGAGACAGGUUUAUCAACCCCCCCAGCCACAGCAUCAGCAUCAGCAUCAUCAUCCACAGCCACACCCCCAACCAAGAACGAGAUGGUCGAAUUCCUCGAAACAGAACAAUCUGCACCGAUGGACCCCACGCAAGUCCGCAAGGCAGAGCGCAUCGCGCUAUCCGCGAACCUGUUCUUCAUCGCCGUCGCGGUGAUUCUCGUCCCGUUUACCCUGUUCGGGACGCGCUACGUUUACAGCAAGGGGUUUUUCACGGGGUGGGUGGUGGUCUCGUUGAUGUGGAUCUGGGCGAGUGUGAUGAUUUGUGUGGUGUAUCCCGUGGUUGAGAGUGCGGGUGCGUUGCGGGAUAUUUCCGGGGGGGCGUGGGCGGAUAUCCGGGCGUUGUUGGGGAAGAGCAAGGGGAGGGUGCAGACGGGGGGGUUGGUAUAG